This is a messenger RNA of Myotis daubentonii (Daubenton's bat), 5685 nucleotides long. RefSeq names its product zinc finger and BTB domain containing 47 (gene ZBTB47). Gene Ontology annotation, molecular function: protein binding; DNA-binding transcription factor activity, RNA polymerase II-specific. Lineage: Eukaryota; Metazoa; Chordata; Mammalia; Chiroptera; Vespertilionidae. Gene Ontology annotation, cellular component: nucleus. Gene Ontology annotation, biological process: regulation of transcription by RNA polymerase II. The record is from RefSeq and is a predicted model, not a curated record.
UCCCGGCGGCGGCGGCGGCGGAAAGGGGGCUCAGCGUGGGAGCGUGGGACCGGGGUCCAUCCGCUGGCAUGCGAGGCGCGGGGCCUGGCGGCGGGCCCCGGAGGCCCGAGGCCGAGCGGGCAGCGCCGGGAGGGCGCACUCCACGCGUGUCCGCGCCCGCAGCCGGCACGCAGGGCGGCCUGGCCCUUUAAGCGUCCAGACGGCGGCCCCAGCUGACGCGCGGGCUCCAAUCGGCGCCCCGCGCCCCCCGCCCGCCGCGCCCAAGGCUCUGGGGCCGCAGCUGCUCGGCGGCUGGACUCGCCGCGGCCCUGCGCCUCCGCCCGCCCGGCCGCGCCCCCGGGGGCCAUGGUCGCGGGGCCCUGCGCGGGGGCGGCCCCCAGCGCGGCGCUUCAUGGAGCGGCCCCGGCCCGGCCGCCGGGGGCAGCGCGAUCCCGCGGGGCCCUGUGAGCCCCCAGCGCCACGGCACCAUGUUGCUGGUUGAGAAGACAACCGACUCACCGGCGGCCGAGUUCUCGCUGGUGGAGGACGUGGCCCUGCACUUUGCCUGCUUGAUGGGCCGUCUGAAUGAGCAGCGCCUCUUCCAGCCUGACCUCUGCGACGUGGACCUGGUGCUGGUGCCCCAGUGCAGUGUCUUCCCGGCGCACAAGGGCGUGCUGGCCGCCUACAGCCAGUUCUUUCACUCGCUCUUCACCCAGAACAAGCAGCUGCAGCGUGUGGAGCUGUCCCUGGAGGCGCUGGCGCCCGGCGGCCUGCAGCAGAUCCUCAACUUCAUCUACACGUCCAAGCUGCUGGUGAACGCGGCCAACGUCCACGAGGUGCUCAGCGCUGCCUCGUUGCUGCAGAUGGCGGACAUCGCCGCGUCCUGCCAGGAGCUGCUGGACGCCCGCUCCCUCGGCCCCCCGGGCCCCAGCGCUGUGGCCCUGGCCCAGCCAGCUGCCAGCUGCACCCCAGCCCCGCCACCCUACUACUGUGACAUCAAGCAGGAGGCCGAUACCCCGGGCCUGCCCAAGAUCUACGCCCGAGAGGGCCCUGACCCCUACUCUGUGCGCGUGGAGGACGGGGCAGGGACUGCGGGCGGCACCGUGCCUGCCACCCUUGGGCCAGCCCAGCCCUUCUUCAAGGAGGAGAAGGAGAGCCGCGUGGAGGAGGCUGGCGGGCCCCCGGCCAGCCUGUGCAAGCUGGAGAGCGGGGAGGAGUUGGAGGAAGAGCUUGGGGGAUCCGGCACCUACAGCCACCAGGAGCAGUCCCAGAUCAUCGUGGAGGUGAACCUCAACAACCAGACACUGCACGUGUCCACGACGCCCGAGGGGAAGCCGGGUGCUGCUACCGGCCCGGCCACCAUGGUGCUGGGCCGGGAGGACGGGCUGCAAAGACACGAGGAGGAGGAGGAAGAGGACAAUGAGGAAGAUGAGGAGGAGGAAGUAGGGGAGGAGGGCGGUGGCAGUGGAGGGGAGGAGGAGGAGGAGGAAGGUGGUAGUCAGGGGGAGGAGGAGGAGGAGGAGGAGGAAGAAGGGCACAGUGAACAGGAGGAGGAUGAGGAGGAGGAGGAAGAGGAAGGACAGAGUGAGCAGGAUCAGGACAGCUCGGAGGAGGAGGAGGGAGAGGAGGAAGAGGAGGUGGGGGUCAGACAGGGGCCAGCGGGGCGCAGGGGCAGCCGGGCAGAGCCCCUUCCCCACAGUCGCAUGGCCACGCGGUCCCGGGAGAAUGCCCAGCGCCGGGCACCCCCGGAGCCCGAGGAGGCCAGGCAGGGUGGCAAGAGGCCCAAGCAGCCCCCCGGAGCGGCCCCGGCGCCAGCACGAGGGUCACAGGCCCCUGAUGGGCUGGGGGCCAAGGUGAAGCUGGAAGAGAAACAGCACCACCCGUGCCAGAAGUGCCCGCGCGUGUUCAACAACCGCUGGUACCUGGAGAAACACAUGAAUGUGACCCACAGCCGCAUGCAGAUCUGCGACCAGUGUGGCAAGCGCUUCCUGCUGGAGAGCGAGCUGCUGCUGCACCGGCAGACGGACUGCGAGCGCAACAUCCAGUGUGUGACAUGCGGCAAAGCUUUUAAGAAGCUGUGGUCCCUCCACGAGCACAACAAGAUUGUGCACGGCUACGCGGAGAAGAAGUUCUCGUGUGAGAUCUGCGAGAAGAAGUUCUACACCAUGGCCCAUGUGCGCAAGCACAUGGUGGCUCACACCAAGGACAUGCCGUUCACCUGCGAGACCUGCGGGAAGUCCUUCAAACGGAGCAUGUCCCUCAAGGUGCACUCGCUGCAGCACUCGGGGGAGAAGCCCUUCCGCUGUGAGAACUGCAACGAGCGCUUCCAGUACAAGUACCAGCUGCGCUCCCACAUGAGCAUCCACAUCGGCCACAAGCAGUUCAUGUGCCAGUGGUGUGGCAAGGACUUCAACAUGAAGCAGUACUUCGACGAGCACAUGAAGACCCACACAGGGGAGAAGCCGUACAUCUGUGAGAUCUGCGGCAAGAGCUUCACCAGCCGGCCCAACAUGAAGCGGCACCGGCGCACCCACACGGGCGAGAAGCCCUACCCCUGCGACGUGUGCGGCCAGCGCUUCCGCUUCUCCAACAUGCUCAAGGCCCACAAGGAGAAGUGCUUCCGCGUCAGCCAUCCGCUGGCCGGCGACGGGCCCCCCUCGGCGCCAGGCCUGCCCCCAACCCAGCCUCCGGCUCCCGCCCUGCCCCUGCUCCCGGGGCUGCCCCCCACCCUGCCCCCGCCGCCCCACCUGCCGGCCCCGCCUCCACUCUUCCCCACCUCGGCCAGCAGCAGCGGCGGGAGGAUGAGCGCCAGCCACCAGCCCUGACCUGCACACCAGGACCUGGAGCCCGGGGCCAGUGGGAGCGACACACCAGCCCGGCCAGGGUGCAGGCUGGCUGCCCCCCAGAGCUGGUGGAGGACACCUCUCUCCCAAGUGCCCCCUUUCAGGGACUCCUUGAAGCCUUUCCCCUUUUUUGGAAGUGAAGGAAAAAGAGAGGAAGCGCUUUGCAGUACCCCCUCCAGGUGAGGGGGCGUUGGAGGCAGCGGGGACAGGGGAAGGGGCGGCCUGGAGCGCAGGUGUGACUGGUCACUGCUGAGGCUUGAGCUGAGGGGUUGUUCAGGUUGAGCCUGGGCCAGCCUCGGGCUCCUCCCUGCCUCCCGUGUCCCCUAACUUGCUUCCUUGUCCUAAAAGGGUUGGGGUGCCAGCCCCCCCUCCCCCGGGAGCAGUUGUGGACUCAGUCUGAGGACUGUGGACACCGAGGCAGGGGCUUGAGACUGAAUGCCCAGGGGCGUGUUGGGUGGGGCCUGGUGAGGCGUGAAGACUUCAGACCAGCUCUGCGCCAUGUGGAGUGGGGCAGGCAGGGGCUGGACCCCGGCAUUUGCUUUCCCCACCCAUCGCCCUGCCAGCAAGCACUGGGGUCCCCGACCUGCACCAGGCUGCACCGAGGUCCCUGGCCUCACUCACGAUGCGGGGAGAGGCCUGGGGUGGGCAAUGGGUCGGCUCCCCCGGCAUCAGCUCCCAGGGGCUACAGUCAAGGAGCCCCUGCAAAUGGGUGGCCCCCAGGGGGAGGCCUGGACAAGUGUCCCGAGGUUUCAAGGUGCUAUCGGGGGCAGAGGGCAGAGCUGCUGGUCACAGAGCACCCGCCCCUCACCAGCUGCCCCGGCCCUGUCUCCCACGCGAGAGGAGAUGUGUGUGUCUGUCCAUCAUGCUCCCUGAAGGCAAUGCCAGGCCUCAUCCUCUCCUGGCCCCGCCCCAGCCUGCCCAUGGCUGGUGUCCAGCACCCUUGUCCCUCUGGGCCGCUGCGUUGGUGGCGGGUGCCUGUGGCAUUGUUAGUGAGAGGAGCCUGCACGGUCAGGCCCGGGUCCUAGGGGAGUCCCUGCCUGUGCCCAAUGCUUGCCUGCAUGAGGCCAGCACUAACAGGUCACCCUUUUUUGUUGUCAUUUAACAUCUUUAUUCCUGCCCUUAAAACGGGGAGGAAGGUUCCAUAAGCUACAUGUUUCCUAGUUAAGCUCUUUCCUAUUGUGUUUAUACGGUUUUGUUUGUUAUACUCUUUGCACCUUAAACCCCCACGACUACCCCCAUACCACCGCCUUCCCAGCAUGGCUGGAGUGGGAGCAGGCCUGAGCCCCGGGGGGUGGUGGGGGGACUGGGCCCCAUCGGCCUAAGGGCUGAGGGGGUUAGAACCCCACUGACCUCCUUGUGAGGCCCACGGCGCUGGGGCAGGGGGUUGGGCACAUUUUAAUCAUCAAUAAACGAAGCACUUUAUUCUGUACAGAUGUGGGCAGGCCCAAGGAGCCCGAGUGAUUUGAGGGUCUAUAAUCCAAGCCGCACAGCCGCUCGCUCUCUGGGCGUGGAGCAGGCGGUGCCCUGGCUGUUGAUUCGGGGGCUGCAGCAGGAGCAGUACAAACCAGAGCCUACAGACUCACCCUCUGGGGCCCCUGCUGUCCUCCCGGGACCGAACGUGGGCCCCUUCCCGAGAGGAAGGCUUCCUGCCUGGCUCCCACCCCAAGGCUGGGCCUCCCAGGGCCCUGCGUUACUGUAGCUCUUUCCCUCUCUUGUACCUCUAAUCUCUGGGCUUCCGUGAUGUCCUCAGGGACCCUCCCCCCACACCCCCACCCUUGCUAUGUCUAACCUCUGGUCCCAGUGCCUGGCAGCUCUUCAGAGCUGGCUCACAUUUUCCAAAAAAAGGUUGAUCUCCCCUCGAUGCGCUUGAGGCCGGGACCCCCAUGGGUUCCCCAACCCCCUGUCACUGACACCAGGGUCUACCCUACCCUAGGGGCUGGUGGCCUUGUCACCAGCCAGCCCCACUGCAGCCUUAGCAAGCCUGGGGGCCUGGCCAGGCGGGGCCCCUGGUCUGUCAGGCCAGACUUUGACAAGCAGAGGCCAGAGACUGGGGGCUUGGGGGGGCUGGUUGUGAACCCCUGUCCUAAGACGUGGGUUCCCUGUUCUUUUAUACCUUCCCUCUGAGGGCAGGAGAGGGGUCCCUACAGCAGGCUGGGCUCCAGUCACAAUGGUCUUGGAGUUGUAUAGGUGGGUGCAGCCAAGUCCUCUCCUGGGAGGUCCCAUCCCAGUGGGGACAGGAGCCCCAUGUCCCUGGUGCUAAAUGCUCUCUUCCCCUUGGGCCACUGGGUGGGAGCACCUUUCCAGCCAGACCUCGGGGGCCUGAAGCAAUAAUGGAACCUCAGCAGUGCCAGUGUCGACGGGGUUCUUGUUUUACCAGCUUCUCCAUUUCCUUUUUAUUUCAAAAGUAAGCGCCUGGCUAUUGGACUGAGGGCGCUGGGGCUUCCUACUCAACCCCAGGGCUGGCAGUAGGUGGUGGGCAGGGGCUUAGCUCAUCACCGCCACUGGAAUUCGGCCGUGAGGAGGUCUGUCCAUCCGGACUUCUCAGCCCCGUUGGCCAGAUCUCAGGUCCGGAACCUGGGCCUGUCCCUGCCCCAGCUUCCCCAGGGCUCUCUGGUCUUGGGCCAGAGGGGGGCCUCCAGCCCCAUGAUCACAGUUCUGGGAUCUGGGACUGGCCUUAGAGCUUGAGCCUCUGACUCUGGCAUGUGCUGCCACAGUGCCCCUCACAGCGGUGGCAGCAUGGCUGUGCCCAGGCCUAUGGACCCCCGAUGUCUGGUCAUCUGUGGCCACCCCACAGCCACAGGGUGUGUGGGGAACAGCAGGUGGGCGAGUGAGAAGAGUGAGGGGAAUAAAGUCUACAACUGUU